UUUUUUUCCCUUCAUUUUCAAUACUUAAACCAGUUUUGCGGUUAUAAAUAGCUUGUUACUUCAUCAGUUGAUAGAUUCUAAUCUCCUCCAACAUGGUGUUUACAUCCAGACUGAAUGGGAGGGCUGUGGGGCAGAAACUUUCCCGUCUUUCUCUCUCGGUGUUUUCUUGUUGCCAUGCGUGGAGCAAACAAAGCUGCGCCUCCUCUCAGCGUUUUCAUCCAUGCUUACGUCUGGGACCUCAGUUCCGCAUUCCUGCGCCUCCGGCUCAUAUAACCGGGCUGAUGCAACUGCCUCCGCUCAGUCCCAGAACCGACCGACUCCCGCCCGCAGCCCCGUCCCGUCCCGCGCCCGUCUCUAUGUGGAUUUUGGACGCCCCAGCAGCGUCGAAACAAAAUUCUGCAUUGACAGAGAGUGACUGACAACUUUUCUCUGAAUUGGUGGCGGCAGCCGGGUCGGACAUGAUGCCGGGACAAAUUCCUGACCCCUCGCUGGCGGCGGUCCCCCUACCCAGCCUGGGCACCCUGGCGGGCCUCUCAGCCACCACGCUCAGCGAUCAGCUGAAGCUGGCAGACUUCCACCAGCUGGGGACCAUGCUGUCCCCGCUGCACUUCCUGGGGAGGCUGGGGAAGAGGCCGCUCGCCAUCAAGACGGAGAUGGAUGAAGAUGAAGAAAGGAGGAAACGAAGACGAGAGAAAAACAAAGUAGCGGCGGCGCGAUGUCGAAACAAAAAGAAGGAACGCACCGACUUCCUUCAAAGGGAAUCGGAGCGCCUGGAGAUGGUGAACUCGGACCUGAAGGCCCAGAUCGAGGAGCUCCGUCUGGAGAAGCAGCAGCUGAUGGUGAUGCUCAACCUCCACCGGCCCACCUGCAUCGUGAGGACGGACAGCGUGAAAACGCCAGAGAGCGAGGCCAACCCCCUGCUGGAGCAGCUGUCCGAGGAGACCAACUGAACGGAGGAGACUCGAGCCUCCGAGGCCGCAAACAAACUGUUCUGAUAAUGCACUUGAGCUGGACAUUUUUGCCCAAAGAUCUGAACUUGGAGGGGUUUUCUCAGCACUGCUGCAGGAGCUGGCUCUGGAAUCUCUCAUCAGGUUGACGUUAACACCUGCUGUGCCUGGUUGUUACUUCAACCAUCAAAGGGACCAAAAAAAAAAAAGCAGCGGAGCGCCCCCUCCAGGAAGCACACUAAAAGCUCUGUUCCACUCCAGCAGACUGUGGCGCGUUUUCCCACGUUUGGAGCUGAAGAAGAGCUUCAUCACAGACACGGGAGUCUUUGUUUUUGGAGUUACUCGGCCUGGACCGUGGCAGUUUACCGGUUGAUCCGAUUCGAGGUGACGCUGGCGUCAUAGAAAGCACAUAUUCAGAAUGUUUACACUCUAAUGUUUGGACGUCAUUAUUGUACUUUAUUUUAUACUGCUUUGUAUAUGAACGGAAUGCCUGUUAAUCACUUGAUGUGAUUUGUCUCUUUUCUCUUUUGCGCUCUGCCGUCAAAGCAGUAUUUCAUUGUUCCGCAUCCGUAUCUUUGUACAGUCUCAUAUCAUGAAUAGAAUAAAUUUUAUUUUCUGACCGA
Molecule: messenger RNA, 1570 nt
Organism: Oryzias melastigma (Indian medaka)
Lineage: Eukaryota; Metazoa; Chordata; Actinopteri; Beloniformes; Adrianichthyidae
Product: jun dimerization protein 2
Exons: 5
Coding region: 459-950 (163 amino acids)
Biological process (GO): regulation of transcription by RNA polymerase II
Cellular component (GO): nucleus
Molecular function (GO): DNA-binding transcription factor activity, RNA polymerase II-specific; RNA polymerase II cis-regulatory region sequence-specific DNA binding
Source: RefSeq, a predicted model, not a curated record